This is a messenger RNA of Saccostrea cuccullata (small rock oyster), 661 nucleotides long. RefSeq names its product lecithin retinol acyltransferase-like. Bases 91 to 558 code for a protein of 155 amino acids. The record is from RefSeq and is a predicted model, not a curated record. Lineage: Eukaryota; Metazoa; Mollusca; Bivalvia; Ostreida; Ostreidae. The transcript has 2 exons.
AUUCCAAGUAUCAACGGUUUUUAGGCUAACCGGAUUUAUUUCAAAAAACAAAAACAAUCCACAGUCCAGAUAUCCAAUAAAGAGGAUAAAAUGGCUCAUUUUGUCAGCGUUGUUUGCACACAGACUGAGCCGGUACUCCGAAUCCAUCAACUGAAAAAAGGAGAUCACAUAAAGUUCCACAGAGUGGCGUAUACUCACCAUGCUAUCGUUACAGAUGUCGACUACAGCGCAGAGCAGUUCGAAGUUAUUGAGUCUUCCGAAAAGCAGAAAAUAAAACGACGAAGAGAUACCAUGGAAAAUUAUAAAGAACUUCCAAUCAUUUAUCGUUAUACUUACGAUGGAGUUGAACGGAACAGCCCUGAAGUUACGGUUGCCCUUGCAGAGGCUUGCCUGCAAAAUAAAGAUCGUCUACCCUACGAUCUAUUGAGGAACAAUUGCGAACAUAUUGCAAAUUUUUGUGCAACUGGCAAACAUAAAAGUCUGCAGGCUGAAAGAUUUUUAAAAGCUAGAAAAUUUGCCUUAUUGGCUAUCGAAAUGCUUAAUGACUUCCUGACUUAAAAGGAAUAACAUUAUAUUUCAAAGAAAACAAACUCGACGAUAGAUUUCUAAAAAAGAGCAUAUCAUGUUACUCAGUUUCAAUAUCUGUAUAAGUCAAAAUUGU